Messenger RNA from Paramacrobiotus metropolitanus, 1306 nucleotides. Its product is annotated as POC1 centriolar protein homolog A-like. The record is from RefSeq and is a predicted model, not a curated record. Gene Ontology annotation, molecular function: protein binding. Lineage: Eukaryota; Metazoa; Tardigrada; Eutardigrada; Parachela; Macrobiotidae. The transcript has 8 exons. Bases 141 to 1142 code for a protein of 333 amino acids.
UUGGCAUUAUUUCACAGAAUCACAACAAUUCAGCUGGGACUCACCAGGCGCUUUUAAUUGGAAAAAUUUAUUAUCCAAAAUCUUAAUUAUUAAAAUUUGCAUGGUGCAAACUUAUACUGUCCUUCGCUGAGUUUCGCGUGAUGUACCGUGCGCCUGGGACUGGGAUCAAUCCCGAAAAACGUUCCAGGUAUGAGGCUGGGAAAACGAAUGGAAAUACUGCAGAGAAGGAGGUAAUGGAAGAUUCGGAAUCCGCUCCAGAACUAGUGCGAGUGCUGGAAGGACAACGCUCCAUCAUCAGUGCUCUAGAUUUCCACCCGUUGAAAUACCAGAUUGUUACUGCCAAUGCGGACGGCUCUGUUGGGCUCUGGAACGUUAAGCCGGAUACCCGCGCUCACAGGCUCAUCGGUCACAGGGAGGUUGUGCUGUGCGUGCGGUAUGCUAAGGAAGGUCAUAUUUUAGCGUCUGGAUCUCGUGAUAAAACUAUCAGGAUAUGGAUCCCCGGAGUACGGGCUGAAUCGAUGAUGCUGGCGGCACAUUCUGGAAGCGUUUCGGCGAUAGAUUAUUCCACUGAUGGAUUAUCCUUCGUAUCUUGUUCCCAUGAUAAAUCAAUCAAAAUUUGGGAUACCAGACGCUUCACAUUUUUAACCAGUUAUACCGGCCAUUCCAAUUGGGUGAAUGCUGUCAGCUACUCUCCCGAUAAUUCCAUUCUGUUAUCCGGUAGCAGCGAUGGAACGAUAAAAUCUUGGAGUGUAAAAGAUAACUGCUGUAUCCGGUCUUAUGAUUCCUUCGGUGGUGCCACCAGGUCUGUCGCUUACCAUCCAUCCGGUAACUAUUUUGCUGCGGCAAUCGAAGACGGUUGCGUUAAGGUGUGGGAUUGCCGGAAGCAUGAACUGUUGCAACUUUACCGAGUGCAUGAUGACGCUACUACCUGUGUAUCGUUCAGUCCGUCGGGAUCUCACUUGUUGUCCUCGUCCGCGGAUUCGACUUUGAAGAUCAUGGAUGCUGUUGAGGGACACCUAAUAUACACUCUAUACGGACACGAAGGCCCGGUUUCUUUCAUUAGAUUUGCUCCUACGGGGAAAUUCUUUGCUUCUGCCGGCAGCGACGAAAGAGUUCUAAUAUGGAAAACAAAUUUUUCAUGACCUUGAUCCAAUUUUAUUGUAGUGGUAAAUUUUUCGGUAUUGUUUAUUUGAUCUCACUGUUGUGCAACACUCCCCGUUUUGUUGUGCAUUUUUGAAACCCGACUUUGUGAAACAAAAGGAAAUCAUACAGUCUGUACGUCUGUCAAUAAACUGCAAUAUGAAUA